AUGGUGUUCCUGCUUGACCGUUUCAAUUCCGGAAACUCAAAAAAUGUGUACAGCAUUGGUGACGAAAAGCCAACAAAAGUCAUCCGUUCUCGAAGUGUUUCGAAAAAGAUGGAGCAAAGAACUGUUACUGCGGAUUGGUAUACCACCAUUCUCCAAAAAACAAGGCAGUAUUUAACGGAAGAAAACGUGGAAUUAUUGGAGCAUCCUCCAUAUAGUCCCGAUCUAAGUCCUCACGAUUUCUUUACUUUCCCGAAAAUUAAAAACAGACUGCAUGGUCAAAGGUUCCAGUCACCACAAAAAGCAGUUGACGCAUCCAAAAAUGCCGUUUUAGAUCUGCCAGCAAACGAGUGGAAUAAGUGUUUCGACAAUUGGUUCGAGCGCAUGCAGAUGUGUAUUAAUCUCCGUGGAGAAUACUUGGAAAAACAAUCAAGUCAUUUAAAACUACCUACCGUGUUGUUUUAUUUCCAUAUGCAAAUCUUAAAAGACAUCCCUCGUAAAUGUUUAUAUCCAAUGUUUUUCUGA
Messenger RNA from Acanthoscelides obtectus, 522 nucleotides. The record is from the annotation of a GenBank genome assembly. Lineage: Eukaryota; Metazoa; Arthropoda; Insecta; Coleoptera; Chrysomelidae.